Molecule: messenger RNA, 4818 nt
Organism: Durio zibethinus
Lineage: Eukaryota; Viridiplantae; Streptophyta; Magnoliopsida; Malvales; Malvaceae
Source: RefSeq, a predicted model, not a curated record
CUUACAGCUAAUACUCACUUGGCAAACUUCGACAAUUUCCACAUCUUUCCUUUUCUCUUUUCAAAUGGAGAAACUAAAUCCAAAAUAAAAAAAAAAAAAUCAUUGCUGAAAAUUUUAAUACAAGAUUUUUUUUAAUUGGAGUUAAGUUCACAGUCGUUUGUACGUAUAUUCGGUGCUACCAAACCCGAUGACAGCAACUUUCAGUCCUGGUCGGAGCCCGGGGAGCUCGAGGAUUCAGUUAGGAGCUGCAAGUGGAGUGUCGAGGCUUAGAUCUUCUUCGCUUAAGAAGCCGCCGGAACCUUUGCGUCGGGCGGUGGCGGAUUGUCUUUCGUCCUCGUCUUCUUCUUCUUCUUCGUCACCGUUGUUGGUGGCUGGAGGAGUUAGCUCUUAUCACCAUGGUAGUCUUUCUUUGGUUUUAACUGAAGCUUCGAGGACACUUCGGGACUAUCUGGCAUCACCCUCAACAACUGACCUGGCUUACAUUGUUAUUUUAGAGCAUACAGUUGCAGAGAGAGAACGCAGCCCAGCUGUAGUGGGAAGGUGUGUGGCACUCCUGAAGCGAUACCUUUUAAGAUAUAAGCCCAGUGAGGAGACAUUGCUGCAAAUAGAUCAGUUUUGUGUUAACUUAAUUGCUGAAUGUGACAUUAGUCCAAAUCGAAGGUUGUCACCUUGGUCCCGAUCUUUAAAUCAACAAUCUGGGUCAUCAACAACAUCAACAUCACCUGCAAGUUCUUCUCCUUCCUUAUCUGUAUCUACUUUCGCUUCUGUGGCACUUGUAAAGUCAUUGAAUUAUGUGAGAUCCCUAGUGGCUAAACAUAUUCCAAAGCGAUCAUUCCAGCCAGCAGCUUUUGCUGGAGCAACCUUGGCAUCAAGACAGUUGCUUCCCACGUUGUCAUCUUUGUUGAGUAGAUCCUUUAAUUCCCAGCUAUGUCCUGUGAAUGGUGGAGAAUCUUCAGAGAAAAAAGAUGCUACUACUUUAUCUGUUUCAAACUUGUCAAACAUUGAGGAAGCUGAUGGAAUAGAGAAUCCUGAAUAUAUUGCAUGUGAUGUUUUGAAAUGGCGCUGGCUGGGGGAUCACCAGUUGUCAUUAUUGUAUUCUGAAAGCGAUCGAUCUGUGAGUGUUCAAGAUGCGAGAACACAUAAUUUCUUGGAAGUAGGAGCAACUGCUUUGCUUGUUGGAGACAUGGAAGCUAAAAUGAAGGGCCAGCCCUGGAAAUAUUUCGUCUCUGCUGAUAUGCCUUAUCUUGAUCAACUCUUACAGCCCUCAUCAGUCAUGACAAUUGCCAAUUCUGCUUUUGCUUGCUCCCACUUGAGAGCUAUAACAGCGUUGAAACGCAGUAAAGGAGGGCCUCAUCAAAUUUGGGAUGAUUCUCCAGCAAGCACAUUUCGCCCACGUGCCCGGCCACUUUUCCAGUAUCGUCAUUACAGUGAACAACAACCUCUGCGAUUAAAUCCUGCUGAGGUAUGCGAGGUUAUUGCUGCUGUCUGCUCUGAGACAUCUUCUACAAAUGCUAAUACCAUGACGGUGUCUUCUAGAUUAAGUAACAACAGUGGAAAGCCAUCAAUGGAUGUGGCUGUGAGCGUUCUUAUUAAGCUGCUUAUUGACAUGUAUGUCCUGGAUCCUGGAACUGCUGCUCCUCUUACUCUGUCUAUGCUUGAGGAGAUGCUUAGUUCUCCAAGAACUGCUUGUAGGGUGUGUGCUUUUGAUUUAAUUCUAAACCUUGCAGUCCAUGCUCACUUGUUGGAGCCAAUGAUAAUUGAUGAUAAUUUGGUGAUUGAAGAAGAGUAUAGUCAAGAAUUACUUUUAAAUAGUGAAGAUCAGCUUACCACACAAGAAAUAAGGAAUAUAGAUUCUACCAAGAAGUUGGGCAUCUCCUCAGCCAUUGAUAAAUUUGAGUCUUGGAUUUUAAACAUUUUAUAUGAGAUACUUCUUCUUCUUGUUCAGACUGAAGAGAAGGAAGAAUCUGUCUGGGCUUCUGCCCUAAGCUGUUUACUAUAUUUUGUCUGUGAUAGAGGCAAAAUCUGGAGAAAUCGAUUAAAAGGGCUUGACAUUAGGGUUGUCAAGGCACUUAUAGAGACUAGCCGGGUAAAUUUCUGGGCUGGACUUGUUCAUUGCAAGCUUAUAUGUAUCCUGGCAAACAUGCUUUAUCAAGUCCCUGAUGAAUCUACUACAGCAAUCAUGAGUACUGCAAGCUUUCUGGUUGACCAGGUUGACCUGAUUGGUGGAAUUGAUUUUAUCUUCAUUGAGUAUUCAUUGUCUACCUCAAGGGAAGAAAGAAAACAUCUAUAUUUGGUGCUCUUCGACUAUGUUAUGCAUCAAAUAAAUGAAACAUGCAUAUCAACAGGAGUUUCUGAAUAUAGUGAUUAUGAGAUUCAGCCUAUUGCUACACUGCUGGCUUUGGCUGAUGCACCUGAAGCUUUUUAUAUUUCUGUUAAGCUGGGGGUGGAAGGCAUUGGGGAGCUUUUGAGAAGAUCAAUUUCUGCUGCAUUAUCUAGAUACCCUAACAGCGAGCGAUUAAAUAUGUUGUUGGAAAAUAUUUCAGAGAAAUUGGAUACUACAAUAAGUUCAUUUACUCAUUUGGACAAAGAGUUCUUGCAUCUUAAACAGAUAGCAAAAUCCAACAAGUUUGUGGAUAGUAUUGAGAUUUCAGCUCUGCAAAAUGGUGUUGGAAUGAAAGCAAAGCUUGCUUGGGGCAUUUUACAUUCUCUUCUUCAUUCUGAUAGAAUCUCUUACCGCCAAAAUGGAUUUAUCUGGUUAGGGGAUCUGCUUAUUGCCGAAAUAAGUGAGUCAAGGAAUGGGAGUAUAUGGUCUAAUGUCAAGAGCUUGCAGAAUAAAAUUGCUUAUGCUGGUAUUCAUGAUUCCUCCAAUCCUUCCGGUGUGCCUUUGUCUAUUUGGCUGAUGUGUGGCCUUCUGAAGUCAAAGAAUAAUAUUGCUCGGCGGGGCUUCCUAUUUAUUCUGGAGAGGCUUCUUAUGAGGUGCAAAUGUUUGUUGGACGAGAGUGAAAUGCAACAGUCAAGCAACAAUGAUGUUGGCCCUGAUCAUAGAGAUACCCGACUUGAGAAAGCAAAUGCUGUGAUAGACAUCAUGAGUAGUGCUUUGUCUUUGGUGGCUCAAAUAAAUGAAAGGGACCGCAUGAAUAUUUUAAAGAUGUGUGACAUUCUAUUCUCUCAAUUGUGCUUGAAAGUUCCCCAUUUAACUGUGAUGCCAUCCGGAGAAGGAAUACAACAGACUAAAGUUUUUACUCACACAGAUGGAAUUAGAAAAACUAAUACGACUGAGCUUGUAUCUCAACAAGCAAGCUGUUGCUGGGAUGAAUUAAUGGAGGAAAAUGAUAACAAAUCAGGUUACAGUGUUAGUAACCCUCGGAUAAGUGAGACAACUUCUAUGGCUGUGCUGCUACUCCGAGGAGAAGCCAUUGUGCCAAUGCAAUUAGUUGCUCGUGUCCCUGCUGUCCUGUUUUAUUGGCCUUUGAUUCAACUUGCAGGUGCAGCAACUGAUAACAUUGCACUAGGUGUUGCUGUUGGAAGCAAAGGAAGAGGGAACCUUCCUGGUGCCACUUCUGAUAUUCGGGCUACCCUUCUUUUACUUCUAAUUGGUAAAUGUACUGCAGAUCCAACAGCUUUUCAAGAAGUUGGUGGAGAAGAAUUUUUCAGGGAGCUUUUGGAUGAUAAUGAUUCUAGGGUGGCAUAUUACUCUUCAGCUUUUCUGUUGAAGAGAAUGAUGACUGAAAAACCAGAAAAGUACCAACACAUGCUACAAAAGCUUGUUUUUAAAGCUCAACAGAGUAACAAUGAAAAGCUGCUUGAGAAUCCAUAUCUUCAGAUGUGCGGGAUAUUUCAGCUGUCAAAUGAUCUUUGAGCUCAGUUGGACUUGAUGAUUCUUCUCUGCAAAAUUUAAUAUACAUUCCAGUGCACUGCAGUGUUCAUUAACAUGACUUUACUUUGCUCAUGAUUUUUCAACCCUGGCAACAUUUGGCCUGAUUCUCUUGUUUCCAUUCUUGAUGUAUCCGCUAUUUUGUGAGCCCGCAUAAGAUGGUCUGUAAUCCUAAAGCAGUUCAGAGCUGCAAAAUUAUUGAAUUUAGGCCAACAGUCUGAGAUUCCAAGCCUGGCUUCCUCGGAAUCUAGAAAAGGAUUAAGAUUGUGAGCUAUGAGAUUCGAUGACAGUGUAAAUUCUUUACAUGCUGCUAUAUAUGCUCCCAGAUCUUUUGUAGAAAUAGAGAAGAAAUGCGAGGAAUAAAAAUGGAGUGACUGGAGCUAUUGAUUCAUCUGCCUUUCAGUUCUGCUACCGGAUAGUGUAUAUCAUGGCAUUUAACCAAUCUUCAGUUAGUCUUAUGCGUGACACAGUACCGAAGAAUUUCCGGACAACUACAGGUGACUCUUUCCUUUGUACAGAAUUAGAUUUUCCCCUAGCCUUCCUUUUAACAUUUUACGAUUCAUGAGGGCAAGUUAAUAUUGGCCAAUUUUUAAAGGCCAUCCUUAGUAAUAAGGAAACAAAACCCUCAAGUUUUAACUGAUGGAGGUUCCGUGCCGCGAUAUCGAUGGCAAGAAGAACAAAGGAUCCUUUAUUUUCAAUAGAUAGGAGCUUCAAAUAGGGGUAUCACAUUGGAUGUGUGUUUUUAAGGGGCAUCUCCAAAGUGUACCUAAUAUGUUUUGACAUUGGUAAAUAUGUGAAUUUGGCUAUUAUUUUUUACAUUGGUAAAUUGUUGUCAAAAUGGCUGCUGAGAAUUUGGCUUCAUAUUCAAGUUUUUGAUCGUCUGAUUAUUAUAAUAGUUUCUCUCUUUUACUUGGUUUCAGACUUUUUGUAUAAUUUUCUUUUCC